Molecule: messenger RNA, 1170 nt
Organism: Monoraphidium neglectum
Lineage: Eukaryota; Viridiplantae; Chlorophyta; Chlorophyceae; Sphaeropleales; Selenastraceae
Exons: 5
Coding region: 1-1170 (389 amino acids)
Molecular function (GO): hydrolase activity
Source: RefSeq, a predicted model, not a curated record
AUGAAUCCUUUGAAACCCCUCCUAUUGCUGGUCGGGGCAGCUAUUGUCCUGCCAUGGGACAUCGCUCUGAUCCCGGGGCCAGUGCCAAGGAUCAACCUGCAGACGGAGAACACAGGCCCCCUGGACGAGCCCAACUACACCCGGGAGAGUGUGCUUUUCCCAUCAGUAGAGCAGGGACUCCAGCUGGAGGCCUGGGUCUACCGACCGAAGCACCCGGCCGCCAGCCCGCCGCCAGUUGUGGUCAUGGGCCACGGCCUGGGCGCCCAAAAGGACAUGGGCCUCCACAACUACGCCUCCCGCUUCGCCGACAGCGGCCUCGCCGUCUUUGUAUUUGAUUACCGCACCUUCGGCGGCUCCGAUGGCAUGCCCCGCAACUGGAUAUCCCCGCGGCGGCACCUGCAGGACUGGCGGUCGGCGCUGCUGUAUGUGGCUACCGGCCUGUCGGCGGACGGCAGCGUCGACGCGGCCAGGGUGGCGCUGUGGGGGACGUCGUUCGGCGGCGGGCACGCGCUCGUCAUGGCGGGGGAGCAGAAGGAUGCGAUCCGAGCGGUCGUGCCCUUCCUGGACGGCAAGCUCACGCUGCAGCGGAACUUGAAAACGCGCGGCGUGCUCGCCCUCCUGCGCGGCGCGGCGGCAGGCCUGCACGACCAUGUGCGCGGGGCCUUGGGGCAGCCGGCGGCGUACGUGCGGCUUGCGGGGCCCGUGGGUUCCAACUCGCUGAUGCAGUUGGAUGAGUACGAGCUGGAGUCGUACUUCUCAAAGCACCCCAAAGUGUACCAGGGUGGCUGGCGCAACCAGGCGCGCGCCGCCUUUGGCCUGGAGGCCUCCUCCUACCGGCCCAUCGAGUCCGUGCCGCACGUCACGGCGCCCGUCCUUUACAUCACCGCGGUCAAGGACACGCUGUGCCCGCAGGAGGCCAUCCAGGCCGCCGUGGCGAGCACGCCGCGCGCGCGGCAGAUCGUCAUGCCGUGCACCCACUUUGAUGUCUACCGGGGCAAGGAGUUUGAGCAGGUGGUAGAGGCGGAGACGGCCUUCCUGCUAGAGCACCUAGCGCCAGAGGCGGCGGCAGCGACGGCGGCGGCGGCGGCGGCAGCGGCGGAGCAGGAUUCGGCGGCGGCAGAGCAGGGCGCGGCGGUGGCAGGCGGCGGGGAUGCGCAUGAGGAGCUUUGA